Amphimedon queenslandica is the source of this 2435-nucleotide messenger RNA. RefSeq lists its product as uncharacterized. The transcript is spliced from 4 exons. Lineage: Eukaryota; Metazoa; Porifera; Demospongiae; Haplosclerida; Niphatidae. The coding region runs from base 126 to 2228 and encodes 700 amino acids. The record is from RefSeq and is a predicted model, not a curated record. Gene Ontology annotation, molecular function: protein binding.
CAAACUGCAUCGUUAGUUGCAGGAAGGAGAGCUGUUUGCUGCACUUUUGAAGUGAAAUAGAACCACUGGCCCUCGUCCUUCUUCACUCACUCAACAAAGAAACCUUGUUCCUAUAACCACUAGUCAUGGGAAACCAACUCCAGAGAUCAAGAUCAGAGGAAAGAGAACUCUCGCCAUCAGCACAACCGAACGAACCAUCAAAUGCUCCUCCACGUCCUUUUAAACCAGCCCAUCUCCAACAAACACUAGUUGAGACCCUCCCCGUGGGUGGAAGUGACCCAAGAGCCUUUUUCCUACCAGUGGGUAACUCUGUACUACGAUACAACGAGAGUCCCUCGUCUGACGUUGGGCAGUCUCUUGCCCAAUCCGGAGUGUACGAAAUUGUUGAUCACAAGGACAUAGACUCUGCGUCUAUGCCAAUGAAUGAAUUGAUAGACGAGUAUGGCCCUCUCCUACCUUUGAGGUUCUGUGUCAGUGAUUCCUUGUACGGGGUCUGUGAAGAGAGCUCACUAAUGGAGGGACAACUUCUGAGUGUUCUAUUUGAGAAAGAGACCAAGGUUGUCCUAGCCAAAGCUAACCAGGGAGCAGAAUACGUAGUCCCACUCAACUCAGCACUUCUCUUCAGCAUAUUGCACAAUCCUCAGAAUAAGAUCGAGACAGGGAAGAAAGGGUACAAGUUUCCCAAGGUCUCUGAUAUAAUGGAUGCCACGGACAUGCCUCAGGCGGUUGCUGUCAUGAAGGCGUUCCAGUGUGAAGCAAAUGGUAACAUUCUCUUGAUAAUGGAGGGGCACAUAUUGAUAGUGAAAGGAGUUCGGGAAGGACAGGAUGGGCAAAGAAAGUUGAAGUGUUACAUGCUAAGCAAUAAGAGUGAAGUCUUUCUUGAUGAGAAUAUAGUUGGAGAAUUCACUACGGCUACGUCGAUGCUAAAAUUAAAACUCUCGGAUUUCAUUGAUCACGUAAAGUUGCCGAUUUGCGUGACACUUGAGAACUCAAAGCACCAAAAAAUACAAUUGCCGCUUCACACGACAGUUGGGUCUUACACCAUCACUGACCAAAAGAAGGAGAGAUCUGUUGUUGUGUCCACAGCAUACGGGAACAGGAGAGAAACCAUUGAGAUACUACUCAGCGUACCGAUUGAAGCCCAUCUCGUCAAAUCAUCAGAACAACAGCUGCAUCUAUUACGAACAGAGACACAACCUUUUUACAAGUCUUUCCAUCCGUCAAAGCUAGACAAGGUAAUAGUGGACUCGAACUCGUCCAUGAACUACAUACAGUCGAUGCUGUUUAAAGUCGUGCCUGAGGACGACACCUGGAUGUACGGAGUUGAUAUUUUCCCUCCUCAGCCACCGAGCUCUUCCUUUUCAAUAAAUCAAGAAGACGCUGACGAUUAUCUCGAGAUGAGUAUGGAGAGAAGUCUCACUCCUCCUCCUCCCUCAUCUAUUGGGAAACUACCUCUACCCAUACCGAGACAUCUUCCUAUGUCAGCACCUCCAACAAGGAAACCAUCACUAAAGCCAUUAAGAACUAAUAAUCAGAGCAGUACUAAUGAUUACGGUGAUGAUGAUGAUGAUGACCUUGAUGCAGAUGCCUAUGAGUUUAUUGAUGGGAGACCACCAAUGCCAGUACCAACUAGAGCAAUAAACCAACCACUCCCUCCUCCUCUUAUUCCUCCUCUGAAAAACCAGAAUACUUCAAUACCAAUACCAAAGGCAACCACAAAUCUUCAAAUGGACCCAAUCCCAUACAUGAUAGCUAAAGAGACUGGGAGUGGAUCACUGGUCCAUGAAGCUCCCUAUCAGUAUGUUAAACUCUCAGUUGAGAGGACAAGAGAGCUCGAGCUACUCAGACAAAAGCUAACAGAGUUAGAGACAACCAACAACCAACUCACAUCGCACAUACAAGAGUUAAAAGAAACAAAGAGUGGUGUCCCUACUAAUACUGCUCCCGAUCCUACAGCAAGUUUAUAUGAUGUCAGUGUCACUGAUGCUAACAGAACAGCAGCAUCAAAAUGUACUUGUGAAGAGCUUUUGAUUGUACUGGACAAACUUGGGCUUGGUCAGUAUAAAGAAACAUUUAGAAAUGAAACUAUAAACGGGACAAUAUUUAUUGAUUUGGAUGAGGAGAUAUUAGAGAAUGAGCUUAAAGUGAAAUCAAAGAUUCACAGGAUUAAGAUAAUGCGACUAGUAACUGGGAAACAAUCCGUUGUUGACCUACUCAAGACUGAGUAAUGAGUAUUUUGAAUGUUGCAUAGAUUUUAUGGAGUAUUAUUUCUUUAUUUUUUUUAUUGCCUGUUUUAUUGAUUUCUUUCUUUAAUUCUCUUUCUCUCUCUUUCUUGACAACAAAAUCACACCCAGUGUACUUAAUUGUGUCAUUGUAAAAUUCAUUAUUGACUUUAAUAGUUUUAGUGGUGUAUUGCACUACAAUAAAAUCUUAAA